UGUCUGAGUCGUUGUUUUUUUGUCGUCGGGAGAUAAGUUACCUAAAUGAGCACAUGACAUUCUAAAAUGUAACAGAUUUACCGUAUUCUACCAGCCAGCUGUUUGUUCUCUACAUGUCCAAUCAAGCAAUAUUUUAAUCUCUGUCCAUUCGAGUUGCUUCCCAUUUCUGUCAAAUUCAUCCACCGAUCUCAUCUCAGCAACUUUGUAAGUCAACCUUGGAAGAUGAAAGUCAUUCUCGUAACCCUCCUGUGUCUGGCUGUGGGUGAGUCAUGAACUUAUUUCUUUAUAAUUUGUAACUAUUAUUUUACACGAAAGUCAGGUCAAGGCUUCUUUGACUCCUUUAACAUUGUAAAUGUUUCUGACAUUAUUCUCUUUAUGAAGCCUCCGCCGCCGUCCUUGACCUCAACAAGCAACGGCAACUUGGGGAAUGUGUUGAUCGUUGCACACCAGGGGUCGCUGAUUCCGGAUGUGCACACGGAUUUAUUUGUAUUUCUAUCGGUGGAUGUGGACAUGUUUGCCAAAUUUUAUUACGUAAGUUCUUUACGUUGGAUCUUAGUUUGAUGACAAUUGAGAUGAAAUUGAAAUGUCAAAUUAACAUUUUUAGAUUCAUUACUUGCCGAAAUUUGUGUAAAUGUGACCCCCCCCCCCCCCGGGGGGCGCCGUAAGCACACAGCGUUAACCCACGAACAGAACAAAAAUCAAACACGGCGCGGAGCUUCGUUGUACGCGUUAGUUUUGGCGGUCCGGGAUGUGGUCCCUGGCAGUGGUCCCUGGCAGUGGUCCCUGGCAGUGGUCCCUGGCAGUGGUCCCUGGCAGUGGUCCUUGGCAGUGGUCCCUGGCAGUGGUCCCUGGCAGUGGUCCCUGGCAGUGGUCCCUUGCAUCUGACCCUGGCAUUGGUCCCUGGCUGCUGUCCCUGGCAGCUGUCCCUGGCAGUGGUCUUUUGCUGUGGUCUCUGCCAGUGGUCCAUGGCAGUCGUGCCUGGCAGUGGUCUCUGGCAGUGGUCCCUGGCAGUGGUCCCUGGCAGUGGUCCCUGGCAGUGGUCCCUGGCAGUGGUCCCUGGCAGUGGUCCCUGGCAUCUUUCCCUGGAAGUGGUCCCUGGGAUCUGUCCAUGGCAGUGGUCCCUGGCAGUGGUCCCUGGCAGUUGUCCCUGGCAUCUGUCCCUAGCUGGUAAACGUUUUCAUACAAACAUACGCAUAAUGUUAUCAUGAAACAAAAUUGGACGAUCAUAGCGACACCACACUAGAUACCACGCUAGAUACCACGCUAGAUACCACGCUAGAUACCACGCUGGAUACCACCCUAGCCUUCUUUCAGUUAAGCCAAUCGCUUGACUCAUUAAAUGGGUUUAAUAUUAAUUACUAUUAUUGAUUUUGCGACAGGACUUAGAAAUGAUCCGCUCGCGCUAGCGCGCACACUCACACAGACACUCACACAGACACAUACACACACUCAUUCACCCAAGCACACGCGACCGCCCCCUCCACUUUCUCAAUCCAUGUACCCAACCAUACACACACACACAAACACACAGACACACUUUGGCUAUCAUCCACCAGUCAGCAUGUGCAAUGAAAUGUUAAUUGUAAAUAAAAAUGUUAUUGUUCUAACGUAAGAUAUGCAUCUUGCUAACACAAUUAAUUGCACAAAGUGACAAGUAAUUUUUUUUUUUAACACAGCUUUGCAGUUUCAUUUAGGUCACAUUUAGUUAAGCGCCAAUUGCUGGUCAAAUUGUCUAUUAUUAUUUACUUAAUUUAGGUCAAAUGUACGCACAACUAUGUAAACAGUAUCUACUAGCCUUUUACAUACAAUUAUUUUUUCCCAAUUGUGUGGAAUACAUCUUAUUAUAGAUGAUGAGAAGAUAACUCUGUUUAUACCCGGUUCCUUUUUAUUGCGUGACCGGGUGUUCACCAGGUGGGUAAAUUUUUGGCAUUUCCGGGUAUCCGAGUCAGUAUCUGGGUCACUAUCUGGGUCAGUAUCCGGGUCACUAUUUGAGUCAGCAUCCGGGUCAGUAUCAGGGUCAGUAUCCGAUUAAGUCCAAGUUCAUAUCACAAAAAUUGUUAUUCUCCAAAUAAUGUGUAAAGACCACUGAUAUCAAUCUUCUUUCUCCAGCUGGCAAGAGAGCCUCGUGUUUAGGGGCCAUGUGCAACGUUUGGUGCCCCUUUGGACACAAGGUCAAUGCUGACGGCUGUCCAGUGUGUGGCUGUAACGAGGCUCCUGUUGACAUUCUUGUGUAAAUCGCUCAUUUGUUGACUUUAUCAAACGAAAGUUAACAUGUGUUACACGUCCUGUCAAAUUAUAUUGGAGAUGCAAAUAAACAAAAAAAACGAUCUUUCUAAUUUCUUGACAUGUCUGACAUUGUGUUUGACACCCAGAACAUAGUAAUGACUCACGAAUAAGUGUAACCAUAUGUUUGGCAAGCAGCAUAUUUACAUAACUCAUGGA
This is a messenger RNA of Lymnaea stagnalis (great pond snail), 2442 nucleotides long. The record is from the annotation of a GenBank genome assembly. NCBI's taxonomy places the organism in Eukaryota, Metazoa, Mollusca, Gastropoda, Lymnaeidae.